AUGACGGAAAGCGUGCAAACGGGGGCUGGGGCCGCGACAGACUCGAAUCUGCCCGGGCUUUGGCCGCCGCUGACAAAGACCGGCGUUCUAAAGAGGCUGUCAGUCAACAUCUCCCAGCGCCAACGACAACUCCUCGACGACGACAGUUCCUGGAUCGGCAGUGACGGCAGGCCGGGUCCAAAUCACAAACUUGUGCCGGACAAGGUGCUGGAGUAUCUACAGAAGCAGGUUGCCGAAAACAAGCAACUACAAGCCCCGUCCCAGCCAGAAGAGGUCGACCCACGCGAGCAACAACCCGGCGAUACUGCAUCCGAGGCAGUUGCUGCAACAGUGACUCAAGGAUAUGACCAAGAAGCAGUGGUGCCGGACCAGGCGGCUGCAUUGCCUCCAGGUUCCCCAGCACCACCACCCACGCCUCAGUUGCGGAGGAGCAUGGCCGGCAACGCGUCAGGACCAAGGACAGAUGACGCACCGGAAAGAGAUUUGCCAGCAUCAAUUUCUGACGGUGAAGAGGUACUGGCUCCUGCUCCGGCGGCUGUUGCUCUGCCGGUAUCUGUCUCUCCAGUAGCCCUAGCACAGGUUGCUGUUGCGACAGUUCCGAGGGAAGAGCCAAAUGGCGUGGUGGUGGUGGCCGGAAACCAGGAACAGAACUUGACGGAGCAGCAGCCGCUAUUAUCACUAGCAGAGCCAGACAGUGCGGUAGGACCGGUGCCGGCUUCAGAGCCCCAGCCUGAGGCUGAGCCAGACAUAAAGCGCGAGCCAGAGGCAGAGGAGGGGCCAGAAAGGUUCGUGGCAGUAGAGAAUCGCAGCUCUCCCCCAAUAUCUCACCGGGAGUAUUCGCCGGAUUGGGGCAGCAAACUUGCCAGCGACGACGAUAACGACGACGGCAAUGACGACGGCCAUGUCAAUCGAGAACAUGACCAGCCUGCCCAAGAAGAGCCCACCGAACAAGAUGAGGUCGAGCAGCAGUUCCUGCAGAAGCAACAGCAGCCGGAGAAGCAGCAAACGCCUCGUCCCGCCCCAGCUCGGCUUCCCGUGACAACGGCUUGGGCGCAGGGCCAGGCGCCUUACCACAGCCGUUCACCCGACCUUGGCAGCAGCUCGCCAGUGCCCCUCGACGUCGAGCUCCCCGACAUGCUCAAUGGAGAGAAUGCGCCGAUGCUGCGGGCACCCAGUCGCGGCACUUUCUCAGAGUCAGUUGGCGAUCAGCCCAGCAGCAGCCCGACGCUGAGGCUACCACGGUCAAGCCUACGACGCCCGGUGCCGCAGGAGCUGUGUUGGCCACAUGAGCCGCAUGUUUCGCACGAGCACCAAUCUGCAGGCGGCACGGCCGUGGCAUCUUCAACGUUGCAGGAAGUUAGUUUCAACGUCAACAACAAUGAGCGCCAUACAGACGUGUCUGAAACGACGAGCAUAAGCAAGGCCGCAGCCAAGCCACGGCCGACGCAUAGGCGCAUGAAACCACCCAUCUUUCCUCGAAAAGCUCCUCAGCAGACAAAGCCACCGGCGCCGGCACCCGGCGAAACGAUCACCAGAAACCCCAGCCGACAGCCGUCUUUAAGCCGUCCGCCCAUUGCCAACAUCGAUCGUCCCAGGUUCAGCACGAGCGAGCUGUCCACAAGCCCCAUCGGAACGCCGAAUGCCGUCCAGAGGACCGAAGCCUUCUCUCGUACUUCUACAACACACAGAGCGGUGGAUGUUGUGGAGUCACCAGCUCUGGCCGCGCGUGUUCCCACCACAGUCCAAGACGCCGUCGUUGCAUCUUCUCCUCCGCCACCUGUGUCUGCUUGCAAUUCGCCGGCAUCACAUACUAUGUCCAGUAAAGCAGCCUCGCCCACCCCGUCGCGGACGUGGAUGAUGCCGUACGAGUCGUUUACGGCGACAUACCCGGACUACAAGGGCGACCUAGAGGACUUUUUGCGGGCCUGCUACUCACUCCAGCACAUCAGCCCCGAGGCGCUGCCUGGCUAUGUAUUUGACGACGUCGUGCAUGCUUUCCUGGACUACAUCGAAUACGUGCAGACGAUCGCCGCGGGCGCGCCACAAAACCUGGCGCAGUGGUACAAUCUGCACUCGACUGCGCUGGUCCACGACAAAAACGUCGUCACUCGAGCCAAUGUGGCUGCCAUCCUCAAGGCAUACCCAGAAGAAGUCAAGGCCUUUCAGACAAACGCGCAACAUUCAAGCGUGCAGACCAACGCCUCCAGCGCCCGCGCCGAAAAGGAGGUGGACGUUGUGGGUGCUACGGCAGCACCCCCUCCGGACACGGCUGACGAGCCCGAGCCCCAUGAGAGUAUCCUGCCAGGCCGACCCUUCCCCUUUGAGGCUGCGCAACACCGCAGCCCUCUUGGGUCGAGUUGGCCAAGCAACUCGAUUCUUGACAAUUUGAAUGGCAUCGACAACUCCAACAGUACCGACAGUCACAAGUCACUACGCGACCAUUUCGGCCCAAACCAGAGCCAGAGCCAAAGCCAAAGCCAAAGCCAGAGCCGGAGCCAGAGCCAGAGCCAGAGCCAGAGCCAGAGCCAGCAACAUGAUGUAGAUCGGCCGCACCGUUCUGUUAUCCUGGGUGCAACGCAGUCGUCCUGGGCCGGCUCGUUUGACGACCAGUUGCCCUUCCCAGGCUCACUGCCCCAAACCGUAGAUGUUCCGGAAGGGAUGGGCACACGGGAGUUUUUGUUACGGUCGCCUGAUCCCGUACAGUACACGCAACUGCGUAGUCCGACGACACAAGAGUUCGCCGGCCAUGGCCCUGAAAACUUGAUUCUCGAAACGCCGGCGAGACCGGCAUCAAGCCGCAAGGGAGGCCGCCAAGAGUCCCGAGCAGACACGCCCCAAGAGUCUGCGACCUCCGGUCGUCAGAUACCAUUAACCAAAACAAGAGGCGUCUCUUCUGCCAAAAAGGCGCUGCGGCCGGCAGACAAGCCAGAGCAGGUUAUCACCAUAGACAAAGCCGCUCAGGGCGUCAUCGCUGGCGCCAUGAACUUUGUCAACGAUGAAAACGACGACGACGACGACUACUUUGAGACAUCCCUCCUGAGUGUGAAGUCGGCUGCCGAAGCAAGACGCCCACCGGUCCAGCCAGUAAACGCGUCAAGUCGUGCCAACAAGGAGGCACGCCGUACUACCAUUGCGGCAUCCGACGUUGGUAUCGUGUCGCGGAUAGCAGCGGCCGAAGAGCGGGAAGCCGUUGCAGCAAAGAGAGUGCUGCCGGCCUCGAUGGUGCGGGCUGCGGCCGACGCGCAACCGCCCAAGAAAAAGAAGAAGACCGCAGAAGCUGCCAAGAAACGGCCCUCUUGGCUCAGUUUCUUGAAAAAGGAAAGGCCGCGACCGGCCUAA
Molecule: messenger RNA, 3339 nt
Organism: Sporothrix schenckii 1099-18
Lineage: Eukaryota; Fungi; Ascomycota; Sordariomycetes; Ophiostomatales; Ophiostomataceae
Exons: 1
Coding region: 1-3339 (1112 amino acids)
Source: RefSeq, a predicted model, not a curated record